CCAGGUUUGGUGGAUUGGCAUUAUAGUUUGCCAUAUCUGCUAAAUGACAAACAGAGCCAAGAACGACUUUGGGAACAAAAAAAGAAACUUGUAAACUAGUCCAUUCUGCUGAAGGGAAAGAAGAUCAGCAAUCAUAGUCUUCUCCUUCCAUUGGUGUGCUUUCCGUGUUGCAAACUCGUUGGACUAAUCUGUUGCAGUUGCCUAAAAACAAAACUCUACAAAAACCAAGUUUUCUAGCUUUUAUAGCUGCAUCCACCAGAGCUUCCUGAGCUGCUCCAUAGGCACUGCCUGCUGCACUGCUAGCAACUCCAGAAAACAUAAUCUCUCCCUCUCUUUGGUUAAGAAUCAGUUAAUCCAAGGUUGUUAAGGAAUCCUCGUAUGUGUUUUCUCUUCAACUCAAAACCUCUGUCCCAGAAUCUCUCUCCACUCUUUUUUGUGAUCUAGAGAAUUAUUGAUUUUUCACUACAAAGUGGGAAAAAUGUCACGAUACUUAAUUGAGCUCUAUCAAAACAAUAUGAAGACUAGUGGUGAAGAUAUACUAAGUGCAAUAAUCCCUUUGAUGAAACUUCUUUCCCUUACGGUUAUAGGUCUGGUUCUUGCACACCCCAAAACCAAAAUAAUCCCGAAAGCGACAUUUAAGCUUCUCAGCAAGCUUGUUUUUGCUCUCUUCUUGCCCUGCCUAAUAUUUACUGAACUGGGUGAAAGCAUUACAGUUGAGAACUUUGCUGAUUGGUGGUUUAUUCCAAUUAAUGUUGUAAUCAGUACAGCUAUUGGUUGCCUCCUUGGGUACAUAGUCGUGCUUAUUUGCCGCCCACCUCCACAGUUUAAAAGAUUUACCAUUAUCAUGACUGCAUUUGGUAAUACUGGAAAUAUCCCUCUUGCACUUGUCGGAUCUGUCUGCCAUACUAAAGAUAAUCCAUUUGGACCCAAUUGUCAUUCAAGAGGGGUGGCUUAUGUCUCUUUUUCUUCAUGGGUUUCUGUGAUUCUUGUUUAUACCCUUGUGUAUCACAUGAUGGAGCCUCCAAUGGAGUACUAUGAGAUUGUUGAAGAAGGGGCUGAGAUUGAGAUUGAGGAACAAGAAGCAGUCAAUGAUGUCAGUAGGCCUCUCCUUGUUGAAGCUGAAUGGCCGGGUAUGGAAGAUAAAGAAACUGAGCAUUCAAAGCAACCCUCUAUUGCUAGAAUUUUCCAAAGCAUAUCAAAUGUUUCUCAGUCGUCUGUUCCUGACCUUGAGGUUACAGGAGAAGGAGCUUCGAACAGUCCCAGGUCCAUUAGGUGUUUGGCUGAGCCUAGAGUGGUCAGGAGGAUCAGAACUGUUGCUGUACAAACUCCAAUACAGCACAUACUUCAACCCCCAACUAUUGCUUCUCUUUUAGCUAUCAUCAUUGGGAUGGUGCCUCAGAUCAAGGCUUUUUUCUUUGGAUAUGACGCUCCACUAUCUUUUCUCACUGACAGUUUAGAGAUUUUAGGCGGUGCAAUGGUGCCUUCUGUGAUGCUUGUUCUUGGGGGUAUGCUUGCUGAGGGGCCAAUUGAUUCAAAACUUGGUCUUCGAACUACAAUUGGUAUAAGUGUGGCAAGGCUCUUGGUGCUUCCUCUUCUUGGAAUUGGUAUUGUUGCAUUGUCUGAUAAGCUGAAUUUUUUGGUCAGCGGUGAUGAAAUGUACAGAUUUGUGCUUUUGUUGCAAUACACAACACCGAGUGCCAUUUUAUUGGGAGCAAUUGCCAGCUUGAGGGGAUAUGCAGUUAGUGAAGCUUCAGCACUGCUCUUCUGGCAGCAUGUGUUUGCCCUGUUCUCCCUUUCCUUGUAUAUCGUUAUCUACUUCAAAAUAAUCUCAUAUGUUUGAGGUUUGCAUCAUAUUUUACUGUCAUAAAGGCCCUCAGUCUAUAGGUUAGUGUUUAAAUGCCAUCAGAUUACUGCAGUCUCUCUGUCCAUUAUAUCAUAAUUGUUUAAGCAAGGUUUACUUGCUUUUGCUGCUGUGUUCUCUAGUGGGUACUGGUGAUGGAAGUGAAUGAUGCUUCUCCCCUGUAAAUUGAUGGUUCCUUUAUGAAACUUGAGUCGGUUCUUGUCUGUAAAAGCUUUGUAGCAAUUGUAUAUAGCUUUGAUUAGAAAUUGUAUAUAGCUCUGACAUUUUUUGUUAAAUUAUAUCAAUGCCUUGUUUUCACCUGAAAA
Molecule: messenger RNA, 2166 nt
Organism: Quercus robur (English oak)
Lineage: Eukaryota; Viridiplantae; Streptophyta; Magnoliopsida; Fagales; Fagaceae
Product: protein PIN-LIKES 2
Exons: 3
Coding region: 479-1840 (453 amino acids)
Biological process (GO): endoplasmic reticulum to cytosol auxin transport
Cellular component (GO): membrane
Source: RefSeq, a predicted model, not a curated record